UUCCGGCAAAAAGUCUACAAAAGAGAUAAAGUCCAUGGAUAGUUUAAAAAUUGCAUCGUCGUUUCCAAAAUCAUAUCAACCCCAAAAUAGAGUUAAAAAAACAUCUGGUAAAGUAAUAAAUCAAUCAUCGAAUUUACAGACUCUUGAAAUUCGAGAAAAGCUUAUCGAUGAAUCAGAAUGACAAGAUGCGAUACCUAAUCUUCAAAUGCAAUUGGAGCAGACGAUUGAUAAUAGAACGCGGGAAUUCUUGAAUUACUCUCAACGAUGCGCAUAUAAGGCAUUGAAGCGCUUGACGCUUAACAAAAAUCUGAAUUUCAAACCAGAAGUGUGGGAGGAAACGUCGGUGAGAUCACGCGCUUCCACUGACAGAUCGAUAAUAGAUACAAACGAGUCAGACGUGGCUGAGAGCGAAAGUCCUGAAUCCAGGACUCACAGCCCAGAAUUUCCUUUCUCACGCGAGAUGCAAAGAAGAUUGAGAGAAACGUGGGCUGCAAAUAUCGAAGAGCAGGGCGUUAAAUAUAAGCUGUUAAAAUUGAACUCCGACAAAUCCUCCAUGGUUCCCGCAAAAUCAUUGACGAAGUCCGCCUUUAGCACGAAGUUCGCUAAGUACGAAACCUGGGAAAAUCGUUCGGCGAAAUUCCUAGACGCUAUUCCGAGGAUUUCGUGCUUUCGACGCAAGAACCGUGAUAGGUGCUUAUCCUGCAUGCAUAAAUCCCUGCGGAAGGCGAACGAAACCGAAGCUGUCUCCUCACGAGCAUCAUUGCUAACGGAAAUUGAAGCAAAAGACGAUGGCGAGUCCAGCUCCGACGGACUUCCGGAAUUUCAGAAAGGAAAUUCUGAGAUAUCCGGAAACGGUUGA
Molecule: messenger RNA, 859 nt
Organism: Trachymyrmex cornetzi
Lineage: Eukaryota; Metazoa; Arthropoda; Insecta; Hymenoptera; Formicidae
Exons: 2
Coding region: 206-859 (217 amino acids)
Source: RefSeq, a predicted model, not a curated record